AUGGGUAAAAGGGCUACUUCUGGGACGACCAGUGAGGGCGCUGCUGCUUACAACAAGCGCCAAAAGACAUAUCAUGAUGUUCCGACCAGCGAAGAUGUCUACGACAGCGACCAGCUGAGAAGGCUGCUUGCCUUUGACCAGGACAUGCGAAAUGCGCGACACGGUCUUCAGUCCUUCAAGAAGCUCCUCGACGAGGCCAAUUCCAGUGAGGCCGACCGCGAAGCGAAGAUCGCCAUUGUCCGUGGCUACCUCAAGUCUGUCCAACCCCGAGAUACCAGUGACGAUGCAGUCUUCCUCAACGAUGUCAUGGAAAUGUGGUCUUUUGCCGCGCAAGUCAAUGAUGAUGGUGUCAUGUCAUCUGUCGCUGUUGUAUUGGCUCUACUACUUCAGCUCAUCUCCGACAGCCUCGACCUGGUGCCAUACGGACUCGGCAUUUGCCAAACGCUUCUGCAGGAACGCCAGCUGAAAUCAGUCUCGCGCAACCUUUCUUCCGAAAAGGGAAAGGGCUUCAUCAUCUCUCCAACCCUCCGAUUGCUGCGCGAAGCGGUUUUCCUGGACGGCGGUGCCUUUGCCAAGCGCAUUUUCCGUGCCCGGGCAUCAACAUUCGCGUCGCUCGCCAGAAACCUCGAGAUUACACACUUCGGUGAUGGCCCAGAGGAUGUGCGCAAAGCCUCUGUUCGCACCAAUUCUGUCCGCUUCUUCUUGGCAUGUCUCAAAUUUCUCAACGCAGACGGGAGAAAGGAGCUUCUUGCCCAAAAAGAGCUCUUGUCGCAUGUCACGUUCAUGAUGAAAAAUGAUCCACCCUUCCUCGUGGUUGAAAUUAUAACCUCCCUCAAGACCAAUGUCCUCAUGGACGCCAAGAUUGCGCGCGACACCAAGUUCAAGAACUUCAAUACGAAGACGCUAAUGCGCUUCCUCGGAUUAUACACGUACAGCAACGCCUCCGCACCCCAGGACGAUGUCGAUCAAGUCAUAGAACAGGCCCACGAGUUUCUCGUGUACGCAUGUACAAAUUCCACAGCCGGCGUGUUGUACCCAUCCAAGGGCCUGUAUCCAAAGGAAUCCGACGAAGAAAGCUCAACUGCACGACUCGCUAGUCGGGCAAAAGCGGAUGGCAAUCUCUGGGCCGACAAGUUUCGUGACGGCGUCCCCGUUUUCAACUUUGUUCUUUCAGAGUUCGCCAGCAAGCUUCGUCCGUGGUCGAAUCUCAAGCACAAUGAGCUCCUCGUCGCCAUUUUUCAGGCCGCCCCCGAGCUUAUUGCCGAUUACUUCUUCAAUAACCGAUCAUUUACCUUUGAGCCAAAGCUGUCAAUGACUUGGAUUGGCUACGCCGCAUUUCUUUUCAACACCAUGACGAUACCUCUCCCCCCAGCCUUUGGCGAUGCUACCUUAUACGCAAACACUCCUCCUCCUACUUCCAUUAUUCUCGACAACAUUAUUCCCCAGCCCAUCAAUCAAAAAGUUCUCGCACUGGAAAAGCUUGCCGUUGCUCUGAAGAUGCACGUGGACGGAGGGAGGGAAAAGAAGCAAAUCUGGACAGAUGCGUCAAGAAGGUUAAUAGAUUCAUUCUGCCAGAAGAUACCGGAUAUGAAGGAGGUGGUGCGCUGCUACAAGUCUAUUCCAGCCGAGAACGCGCUGCAUAAAACACUGGCGAGUCGUUUACUGCGACUUUACUAUGAAAUUGUGCCACGUGUAGCUCUCGCCGCCAAUUUUGAUGUCUCGCCGUUCUUCGUCGAAGUACUAGGGAGCAUUCAAAAUCAGAGCAACGACCCAAGCACUGCAGCAUUUGCUGUCAUGGAGCUGAAGAACUUGGUAUCAAUCGCUAGCUACUCUCCAGGUAUGCGAUGGUUUGCCAAGACGGACAGUAGCAACGGCGGAAAGGGCUACUCUGCCUUCACAUCAUUGUUGCAAAUAUUGUGCGAAAGCGAUGAUACUGCCCCUUUGACACAGCUACAGUCUGUGCUUGCUGAUGUAGCCAUCGAGAAUCAACUUGUGGCCAAAGACACGAGGUUGGUAGGGAUAUUGCGUGCCCUACGCUGUGCUGCCUCUGAUUCGAAGGCCGCGAAUAUUCCUUGGGCCUACUUGGACAACUGCAUCACGAGAUGUGCAGCGUCGCCGAUCAAGUACCUGGAGCAAAUCAAGAGCCUGCCUGAGAACGGGCAAUUCAGUUUAUUGAACAUUGUCUUGCAAGAGCAAUUGUCCUUUGCCCUGGACGGCGCUAAAAAGACGACGAUAGCUGAGUUUGGGAAAUUUCUCUCUUUGUACUUCAACGCUCUCAGCCUUGCGGGUGAGAGCAAAACCCAUCUCGACGAAAGCUAUUCCAGGAUCUCUGAGCAAGUAUCGGCAACGAAGGCUUUCAAGAUGGCUGGUCUAGGCGAUAAAUCAGAGAAGAAGGCUCUGCAACGCAUCACCAUUGAAGAAGAGCCCGAGGCGAGCAACUCUGCCGAAGUCAGCGUCCCCUCCGGUGUCUUGGUCGAUGAAGCUCGCCUGGAGGAGAUGCUCCACCAGCCUUUUACCCUUGAAGAAGAUACCAAUGCGCUCGUCAAGUGGUCCACCAAAAAUGUGGAAGAUCUUGUAGAAGAUGGCCUCGCCGCCGGCCUCGUCAAGCUGCUCGCAUCUCCACACACCAACAUCCGCAAAGAGGCGCUCACCAACAUCCUCAAGAUGGCCGCCAAGAUGGACGAGUCGUCAUACGAGGAGAAGAAGCAGGUCUGGCUGCUGCUCUCGGAGCUCGCCGAGUCGAGCAAGCCGCAGGUCGAUGCUGGCCCCGUCCCGUCGUCCUUCAUCUCCUUCUCCGUGCACGCCCUCGAGAUCCUCAAGAACCCGCUGCACCCGCUGUACCCCAAGAUCAACGCGUACCUGACGCGUAGCCCUGUCUGGCCGCCCGAGAAGCUGCCCCUAGCGCACGACAUCCUGCACGGCGCGCCCGGCGAGGACGACCGCUACUACACGGAGCUGACCUGGCUGCUGGCGCACCUGCUCGACAGCCUGCGCACGCCCGCGGACCUCGGCGUCUUUCACCGCAAGCGCUGGUUCGAAAAGGUCCUCGCGCUCGCCGGCAAUCCCUACCUGCGCGCCAACCUGCGCACCCGCAUCCUCCGCAUCGUCUAUCGCGCCACGUGCAUCGAGGGCGGCAGCACCACGCUCAUCACCCGCUUCGGCGCCAUGAGCUGGCUCGACGCCCAGCGCGCCGCCUGCCAGUCCCGCGACGACGCGGCUGUCUACGCCGCGCUCAUGCGCAGGGCCUGGGAGACGUGCGACCAAGGGCGGGUCACGGCUUGGAGCAAGGGAGGUAUUCAAAAGCUUUUGGAAACGGUGUUGGGCUAG
Messenger RNA from Akanthomyces muscarius, 3327 nucleotides. RefSeq lists its product as uncharacterized. The coding region runs from base 1 to 3327 and encodes 1108 amino acids. The transcript has 3 exons. Lineage: Eukaryota; Fungi; Ascomycota; Sordariomycetes; Hypocreales; Cordycipitaceae. Gene Ontology annotation, cellular component: nucleolus. Gene Ontology annotation, biological process: maturation of 5.8S rRNA from tricistronic rRNA transcript (SSU-rRNA, 5.8S rRNA, LSU-rRNA); maturation of LSU-rRNA from tricistronic rRNA transcript (SSU-rRNA, 5.8S rRNA, LSU-rRNA). The record is from RefSeq and is a predicted model, not a curated record.